Bombyx mandarina (wild silkworm) is the source of this 994-nucleotide messenger RNA. RefSeq lists its product as uncharacterized. NCBI's taxonomy places the organism in Eukaryota, Metazoa, Arthropoda, Insecta, Lepidoptera, Bombycidae. The record is from RefSeq and is a predicted model, not a curated record.
AGAUUAAUUCAGAUUUCGGUUGCCUGUGAAGCUAUACACUAUACAGAAUACGGAUCGUCCAAGUCCUGUAGUGGAAAUCAAUCACGUUUUUACAACAUUAAUUAAUAUUUUGAUACGUUUUUAUAGUUUGGGUGUUUUGCGAGUGCAUUAAAAUAUUCGAAACAGCAGAAGAAGAAUACAAGUUUUGAAGAAAAAUGGACAACGUUACAAAACAGUUGCUGACCGACGUAUUAAAUCUCCGCUGGAUGGAAUUCGUUCAGAAAAUUAUAAAGGAAGCUCGGAUGUUGGAAAAUUAUGAAAUGUCCUACGAAAAUAUCGAAUUAAGCGUCAACUUCAAGUUAAAUGUAGACCAUUUGAACAUAAAUGAUGUGAGUCAUUAUGCGAAGGAUAUAUUGAAAUUCAAUCAUUGCACGUCCGCGGCGGAGUUUGAUUUUUCAAUACCAGAAUUUAAUGUGGAUAUCGGUCAAACCAGAGCGGAGCUUGACAUUGGUGGUUUCAAGUUAGCACUAGAGAUAAAUGGACGGAUUUAUUUAAGGAACGUUAAAAUAUCCGGAGCGAUAGGAUUCUUUAUGCGAGAAAAGCAAAUGUACAUAACCUGUGAUGAGUUGAAAAUUAUUCCAGACGUCGUGAAGAGCGACAUGUGUGUAAUAGUCUGCGGUGUGGACGUCUCAGAGAAGAUCAACGAUUUCAUUAGAAACAAAGCAGUAAUCAACUUGAUUUCGGUAUACCUACAGAAGAUUUUACAAUACACAUUGAACGGAAUUGAAAUCACAAAGAAAUCUCGCGGUAAGAAGAGCAAAAAAUUGAACCAAAUGACUUUGUAUCUAGACUAAAAAAAAUUAUCCAAAAAAGGCAAACAUUCAAAGUACACAGUAUUGAAAUGUAUUGUAGAGUUAUAUCUACGCUUGAAAGGCAAACGUGACUAAGCGACAAUAACUGCUUUGUACAUGAAUGAUAGGCAAUAACCAUAUUCGAUGCGCAAAAAAUAUAUAUU